This is a messenger RNA of Rhizopus microsporus ATCC 52813, 927 nucleotides long. Its product is annotated as ribosomal protein S5 domain 2-like protein. Lineage: Eukaryota; Fungi; Mucoromycota; Mucoromycetes; Mucorales; Rhizopodaceae. Bases 168 to 848 code for a protein of 226 amino acids. Gene Ontology annotation, cellular component: nuclear exosome (RNase complex); nucleolus; cytoplasmic exosome (RNase complex). The record is from RefSeq and is a predicted model, not a curated record. The transcript is spliced from 4 exons. Gene Ontology annotation, biological process: nuclear mRNA surveillance; U4 snRNA 3'-end processing; rRNA catabolic process.
GUGUGGGUGAGUUUCCAGGGCAAGUUAGACUGGAAUGUGUAUGCUCGUGGAUUUGAUUGGGUAACAAUUUUAGCAAUCCAUUGUAGACUAAAUGCACCCCAAUUUACUAUAAAAAAAUUUAAGCAGUAACUAUAGAGUAUUUUUAGUUUGCAGACCUCUCAUUAACAAUGACUCGCCCAGAUCGACGAACAGAAAAUACGCAAUUAAGAGCUUUUUCAGCAACUCAAAAUGUUCUUCAUAGAGCUGAUGGAUCUGCGAGAUUUGACCUUGGAGCAACAUCCGUCAUUUGCUCCGUGUCUGGUCCAAUGGAGGUACAGUUACGCGAUGAAAAACUAGACGAAGCGACGGUUGAGGUUGUUGUUCGACCCUCUAGCGGAAUUGCAUCUACAAAAGAAAAACUGAUUGAGAAUACACUACGCACUACCUUUGAACCCAUCAUCUUGGGUGGUAUGAUGCCUCGCACCCUUGUUCAGAUCGUUGUUCAAAUCAUAAAAGAUGACGGAUCAGUCAUAGCUGCAGCUGUUAAUGCCAUAGCCCUUGCUUUGUUGGAUGCAGGGAUCCCACUAAAGUACAUGGCAGCGUCAGUUACUUGUAUGAUUGAUAAGACAAACAAUAUCAUACUGGAUCCAACAGCUGCUGAAUUGGAAAAUGCUAAAUCUGUUCACACGUUUGCCUUUGACAAUACCCCCAGAACGACUACUGUGCUAUUAUCGGAUUCUAGCGGAGUGUUUAGUGAAGAAGAGUACAUUGAAUGUUAUGAUUUAUGUCAUCAAGCAGUAGGACAGGUGCAUUCAUUUAUACGAGCUGCAGUUGAAGCAAAAAAGCAAAAAGAGCAUCAACAGCAGUAACCAAUGUAAAUAAUAAAUUUUAUUGCUGAUCGGCAGAAGCCAACUGUUCAUCUACAGUACUAUGCAAAAAUUUAGUAAA